CCGCCGGGCCUGUUUCACCCGCCCGGCGGCAGCGGGGACACACAGAGACACGGGUACCGGCCGUCUGGGUCUCUGCCAUCCCGGGGCUGGACGGGGCCGGUUAGGCGGUGACUGGGGCCGGCUGCCAGGGCCGGGAAGCGGGAGGCUGCGGUGCCCCAGCCUCCUCCCCGUCACGGGAAGUACAUUCCCGUCUGGGCCGGGCAGUGGGAGCAGGGAGCCCUCCUGCUUCGACCUCCCUGUUUUUAAAAGCAGAUACAACGAAGUUAAAAGGUUCGGUGGAUAGCCUGAGUUAAAGGAAAAUGGUUAACGGAAGGGUAGACCAGUAAAAACCCGUCUGAGUCUCCUUCCCCUUCACUUCAGGCAGGUGAAGGCUCAGGGAAAGCUCAGUAACAGAGGAGCCCCCCGGCCUCGCCAUGGCCAUACCUAUUGCAGUUCUUGACUGCGACCUCUUGCUCUAUGGCCGUGGACACAGGACUUUGGAUCGCUUCAAGCUGGAGGAUGUCACGGAUGAGUAUCUAGUAUCCACAUACGGCUUUCCCCGACGGUUCAUUUACUACCUGGUGGAGCUCCUGGGAGCCAGCCUCUCUCGCCCUACGCAGCGGUCCAGGGCCAUCAGUCCGGAGACGCAGAUACUCGCCGCGCUAGGUUUCUAUACCUCCGGCUCUUUCCAGACUCGUAUGGGGGAUGCUAUUGGCAUUAGUCAAGCCUCCAUGAGCCGCUGCGUGGCCAACGUAACCGAGGCAUUGGUGGAAAGAGCCUCACAGUUUAUUCACUUUCCUGAGGAUGAAGCUACGGUACAGAGCCUGAAGGAUGACUUUUAUGGGCUGGCAGGCAUGCCAGGAGUGUUGGGGGUGGUUGACUGCACCCACGUGGCAAUCAAAGCACCCAAUGCUGAGGACCUGUCCUACGUGAACCGAAAGGGUCUCCACUCCCUGAACUGCCUGAUGGUUUGUGAUGCCAGAGGAGUCCUCCUGAGCGCAGAAACGCACUGGCCAGGCAGCCUGCCCGACUGUGUGGUGUUGCAGCGGGCAGCCCUUACAAGUCAUUUUGAAACUGAGCUACAUAAAGAUGGCUGGCUCCUUGGUGACAGCUCCUUCUUUCUCCGAACGUGGUUGAUGACCCCUCUGCAUAUCCCUGAGACGCCUGCUGAAUACCGUUACAACAUGGCGCAUUCUGCCACUCACAAUGUCAUUGAGCGGACGUUCAGGACCAUUCGGUCGCGUUUCCGCUGCCUGGAUGGGUCCAAAGGCACCCUGCAGUAUUCUCCAGAGAAAUCCAGCCACAUCAUUCUGGCCUGCUGUGUACUACAUAACAUCUCCCUGGAACAUGGGCUGGAUGUGUGGUCUUCACCAGCCACAGGGCACAUGGAACAACCAGAAGAAGAGUACGAGCAAAUGGAAUCAAUGGACUCGGAAGCCUGUCGUAUUCGUCAGGAACUUUUACUUACUCAUUUUAGCUAAUGAUG
Athene cunicularia (burrowing owl) is the source of this 1465-nucleotide messenger RNA. It is a transcript of the gene HARBI1, whose product is annotated as harbinger transposase derived 1. Bases 414 to 1460 code for a protein of 348 amino acids. The transcript has 2 exons. The record is from RefSeq and is a predicted model, not a curated record. Lineage: Eukaryota; Metazoa; Chordata; Aves; Strigiformes; Strigidae.